AACCCCCCCAGGGACCUGGUACCGAUGUGGAGCCUGUUGCACACAACUGCUACUUGAAGGAAAAAAAGGAGCAAAUGAUACCAAGACAAGCUCAUAACAGAGAUCUAAUCACCAGAUGUGUACGGAUGAAAAUACAGUGAGAUGAGUCAGAAAACGACUAAGGAGGGCCCCAGACUCUCCAAGAACCAAAAGCUUUCAGAACACUUCAGCAUACGUUGCUGCCCACCAUUCACCUUCCUCAACUCGAAGCGUGAGAUCGUGGACCGGAAAUACAGCAUCUGUAAAAGUGGCUGCUUCUACCAGAAGAAAGAAGAGGACGUGAUCUGCUGUGCUUGCCAGAAGACCAGCCCCAGACGCCGUGCAACGUCCCCUCAGAGGCCCAAGCACCAGCCUGCUGCACCCCCCGCGGUGGUCAGAGCACCAGCCAAGCCACGGUCCCCUCCGAGGUCCGAGCGUCAACCACGCCCCCGCCCAGAGGUCCGACCACCACCAGCCAAGCAGCGCCCCCCUCAGAAGUCCAAGCAGCCGCCACGCAGCAGCCCCCAGAGAGGGCCAGGCACCAGCCGUGGGGGGUCCCCCAUCAAAGCUUCUAGGUUCUGGUAACACCAUCUUUUCCCUUUUGUUCCCCCAGCCCUAAGGUUAGUAGCUGCCUCCUGUGUUUACUAACAUCUGGUUUACCUCGAUGGUCCUCUCUUGGCCUUACCAAACCUGUGUCAAUUCCUUGCAUUAAAUCCCCUCCUAUGAAA
Odobenus rosmarus divergens (Pacific walrus) is the source of this 746-nucleotide messenger RNA. RefSeq names its product myelin-associated oligodendrocyte basic protein-like (gene MOBP). The transcript is spliced from 4 exons. The record is from RefSeq and is a predicted model, not a curated record. Bases 142 to 603 code for a protein of 153 amino acids. Lineage: Eukaryota; Metazoa; Chordata; Mammalia; Carnivora; Odobenidae. Gene Ontology annotation, molecular function: myosin binding; actin binding. Gene Ontology annotation, cellular component: cortical actin cytoskeleton.